GGGACGGGGACCCGGCCGCUGUGUCCUGUGUAUAUAUAUAAUGUGUGAGACGCUGAUCCCUCACACACCUCCGCCCGCUGCCUCUCAGUUAGAUCCUUGGCCUCACUCCUCUCCUCGAGUCAGAACAUAUCUGCAUUACUUAAGAUUCUAGGAUGCGGGCUUCCAUGGUUGUGUUGGUGUUGACUGUUACACUGGUGGCGGCGGCUCCAGACCCCAACUUGUGGGACCGUGUCCGAGAAGCUGGUCAGGGGGCCGGAGACAUGGUCCGAGCAUAUAAUGACAUGCGGGAAGCCAACUGGCGCAACUCUGACAAGUACUUCCACGCCCGCGGUAAUGCAGACGCCGCCAGCCGUGGACCGGGAGGGCGCUGGGCUUCUGAAGUCAUCAGUAACACUCGGGAGUUUGUAGACCGUCUAAGAGGUCAGGACCCUGCUGACUCCGCCAGGGACCAGGAAGCCAACAGGUGGGGACGCAAUGGUGGUGACCCUAACCGCUACCGCCCUAAAGGCUUACCCCAAAAGUACUAGAGCCCUGAUCCCCUGCCACUACAGCCUCCAACUGCUGCCACCACAGCCUCCAUCCGCCCUUACCACCACAACUUUCCGCCCAAGCAAGAACAGCUUGCAACUUCUGCCGCCACAACUUCCAGCUACUGCUAUCCCCUGUCACCACAAUGGCCUUCCUCCACCACCAUGGCCUCCCUCCACCACCAUGGCCUCCCUCCACCACCAUGGCCUCCCUCCACCACCAUGGCCUCCCUCCACCACCAGGGCCCUCCCUCCACCACAUAUAGGUGACCUUUCCCAAUAGUCAACCUCGUAACCUCUUCACACAAUAUAAUCAAAUUUACAUUAACAACUAAAAUAAAACUUUGCUGCUAUCUUACUUUCUACUUUUUACUUGUAUAAUUUUAAUUAUUGCCAAUGAUAAUAAACUUAUUGAAGGUCA
Molecule: messenger RNA, 948 nt
Organism: Procambarus clarkii (red swamp crayfish)
Lineage: Eukaryota; Metazoa; Arthropoda; Malacostraca; Decapoda; Cambaridae
Product: serum amyloid A-5 protein
Cellular component (GO): extracellular region
Source: RefSeq, a predicted model, not a curated record